Spinacia oleracea (spinach) is the source of this 750-nucleotide messenger RNA. RefSeq lists its product as uncharacterized. The transcript is spliced from 2 exons. Gene Ontology annotation, molecular function: protein binding. NCBI's taxonomy places the organism in Eukaryota, Viridiplantae, Streptophyta, Magnoliopsida, Caryophyllales, Amaranthaceae. The coding region runs from base 1 to 735 and encodes 244 amino acids. The record is from RefSeq and is a predicted model, not a curated record.
AUGUCCAAAAAAAAACUUUCCACUCUCAAUAACCAACAUAGAGUUGGCUCAAGUGCCGAUGACGAAGGACGGAGAACAAAAAUAGAUAGAGUAGAGAACAUAGAGGGUAGCGCAACAAUUAAGAGAGAAUACAUAACUAAAUCGAGGGAGCUCCUCCUCCGCCGCCGUGCCGCCGCCCUUGCCGCUUUAGAUGCCGGCCUCUUCACGGAGGCGAUUAGACACUUUUCCAAGAUAUUAGAGGGUCGCCGCCCGGCCCCACAGGCGUUUCUUGCGGAGUCUUACCUUCACCGGGCCUCUGCUUAUAAAUCAGCGGGCCGGACUGCUGAGAGUAUUGCUGACUUAAACCGGGCCCUUGCAUUGGAACCGACCUCAACCGUGGCCCUACAAUCACGGGCCGGGUUGUUUGAGUUCAUUGGGUGUAUUACUGAUUCUGUUCAUGAUCUUGAACAUGUGAAGUUGAUUUAUAAUUCUAUUUUAAGAGACCGUAAACCACCGGGCCCAGUGUGGAAACCGAGGGCGGUUCCGUAUAGAGAAAUUCCGGGCCGGCUUUGUUCUCUGGGUUCGAAAAUUCAGCAAUUGAAGCAGAGGAUUGCAAUGGGGGAGACAGGCAAUGUGGAUUAUUUUAAGUUGAUUGGGUUAAGGAGGGGUUGUUCGAGGUCCGAAUUGGACCUGGCUCAUUUGUUGUUAGUUUUGAGGCAUAAACCCGAGAAGUCAAUGAGUUUUUUUGUGUUUUAGUUAGGGAUGCGGUUG